CCUUCGGUCAAGAUGUUAAGGAACGAGGUUUUCGCGUGUUUUGUUUUCUACAGCACGCUGCUGAUCUUGAAGAUGUACACACUGGCAGUUAUUACUGGACAAGUACGACUUCGGAAAAAGGCUUUUGCAAAUCCAGAGGACGCUCUCAGGCAUGGGGGAGUGGAGUAUUACCGGGAAGAUCCAUACGUGGACCGGUGUAUGAGAGCGCACCGAAAUGACAUGGAAAACAUCUACCCUUUCCUCUUCCUGGGCGCUAUCUACUCCAUGAUUGGUCCCUCCCUGUCAGUGGCCAGAGGUCAUUUCCUGGUCUUCUUCCUGGCUCGAAUCAUGCACACCAUCGCGUACCUGUUUGCUCUACGAGCACCAAUGCGAUCGCUGUCCUACACCAUCGCCCAGUUGCCUUGUGUCUCCAUGGCAAUUCAGAUCAUCAUUGCCGUGGCUGCAUACGCAUGACAUCUCAGAUCUCUGUAGCGGGAUCCCACCUAGUUCCUACUGUUGUCUUUGGACAAACCUUCAGAGGAGAUCUGCUGCAUGAUAGACUGAAGUUCUCCCCAGUGACUUGACCCAUUGCCACACUACAAAGCAGCAGAUCUUCUCACCAUUAUUAAGGCCCCAUCACAUUGCACAUGGAAUGUGCUAUGAAACCCAUUAGGCCUACUUUCAAUGGUUUGAGCACACAAGAACUGGUCUGCCGCUGCGCUCAGUGUAGCGCAGCGCAGCGGCAUUUUGCCGCUUUGCCGCUCUUGCGUGAAAGUUAAAAUAUGUUGAACUUUGACCGCGGCGCGCUGUAAGUCAAUGGUCUUUUGUGCGGAGCCCAGCGGUAACCACGACAAAAAUUGUUAGAACGUUACCUCAAACAAGCGCAUGCCGUGCGCAAUGUGAUGGGACCUUUAGACGACACAUUAGGCUAAAUAGAAGCUAGUAGAUCGUAGCGAGUAGAUAGUAUACUAGAUGUUAGCCUCAUCAGCACUGGGACAUCCACUGCUGUUUGAUUUUUGUACUUGCAAUAGGUCAUUUGAAGAGACUAUCAGAAUGUAAUGGUGUAUGUUUUUUUUGGAUGUAGCUUUUAUAUGAUGACGUGAAGGUCAUUUUUUUUAUCUCAAGUUACAUAAACAGUAUUUAUGUUACCACACACAUUAGCCAGGGGGCUGGAGGUUCAUGUUCUUGAGGGUGCCAGCAUGACCAUGUGUUUCCUGUCAACCUGUUUACAAUGCACUUAGGCCUACCACCACCUUAUGGAAACUCUCCUAGCCCAUAAAUGGCCAGUUACCCAUACUGGAGAUGUUGACACAGCCCUAACCCCCUGCUAUUGUGCAUCGGGGCUGCUUGGUUUGGCUUGUCUGCCCUUUGAGAGUCAGUGGAGCAUUCAGCCUGAAUUCCCCAAACACACACACACACACACACACACACACAGACGUACAAACAGACUACAAACGGCUGGCAGACCUAAAUUAUGGGACUGAAUCAUUGGAGUCACACGGACACUCAAUGCUUAAUGCUAAGCGUGACAAUACUGUAUGGCCAUGUAAGGUUUUGGAAGAGCCAUUUGUAUUGUGUCAAGAAGAAUCAAUGCUGUGGUAUCUGAAUGGAAUCUUAAACUCUGCCCAGGUUGGUGUAAAUAUGUUAAGGUCUGUGGUUCAGUAUGAAGAAUGAAGCUUUUAAAAUCUCAUUCCCAUUUCUCUUUUGUGGCUUAGAUUGUGGAAGAUUUAGGAAAUGAACAGACUCAACUAAUUUUGUAUUUAACUGAUAUAUUUAUAUGGUUUAUAUGGUCAAACAUUUGUGCAAAUGACUCCAAUAACUAAAUAAAUUAUUUGGUUUUUUUUAAAAAAAAAAACCUGUGAUUACCUUGUUUUGCUGAAUGUAAAGAAAUAACACAGUUCCUGUUACAAAGUUAUUUAAAUAAAAAACA
Messenger RNA from Sardina pilchardus (European sardine), 1909 nucleotides. RefSeq names its product prostaglandin E synthase (gene ptges). Gene Ontology annotation, molecular function: prostaglandin-E synthase activity. Gene Ontology annotation, biological process: prostaglandin biosynthetic process. The record is from RefSeq and is a predicted model, not a curated record. Gene Ontology annotation, cellular component: membrane. NCBI's taxonomy places the organism in Eukaryota, Metazoa, Chordata, Actinopteri, Clupeiformes, Clupeidae. The transcript is spliced from 3 exons. The coding region runs from base 13 to 453 and encodes 146 amino acids.